Messenger RNA from Ictalurus furcatus (blue catfish), 3755 nucleotides. RefSeq names its product claudin-3-like. The transcript is spliced from 3 exons. The coding region runs from base 2192 to 3334 and encodes 380 amino acids. Gene Ontology annotation, biological process: cell adhesion; bicellular tight junction assembly. Gene Ontology annotation, molecular function: structural molecule activity. Lineage: Eukaryota; Metazoa; Chordata; Actinopteri; Siluriformes; Ictaluridae. Gene Ontology annotation, cellular component: bicellular tight junction; plasma membrane. The record is from RefSeq and is a predicted model, not a curated record.
GACACGGACAACCAAGUUCUGCUCACACCCUAGUCUGCUGACACGGCCAACCAAGUUCUCCUCAUGCUCCUCGUUCUGUCACGAUUUCCCCUCAAGCUAAGUGCUGUAGCACGCAGCAUGCUUGGAAAACCGAAGCGCGAGCUCGAUGCGGUCACAAAAUACUUAAAGUGGAUGUAACAUUACAUAACAUACAUUAUAUGCAUAACAAUACAUAACAUUACAUUGAUUUACAUUACAUUGAAACUACAUUGUAUUACAUUACAUUGAUUUACUUUACACUGCAUUGCAUUACACUACAUUGAAAUUACAUUACAUUACACUGCACUGCAUUACGUUUCAUUGCAUUGCCUUACAUUGCAGUAUUACAAUAUAUAUAUUUAAAUAGUUAUUUAUAAAAUCACAAAAUUGUAACAUCACAGAAGUAAUUCCAGAAUAAACUACUACUUCAUUUACUGCUGCUGUUCUGCAAGAUGGUCCUGACAAUCCAAUAAAAAAUGCAACAAAUAUAGCAACAGAUAAACAGUACUUUUAAUCACCAUUAUAAAUUUUGAUCCACGGUUAUAUGAGAAUAUAGCGUGGAAACCUUACAGACAAAUUAUACUUAAGAAAUUAUACUUAAGUGAAAGUAAAUGUAAUGUGUCAAAAUUUUCAAUUCAAUUGAAAAAAUAUACUCAAGUGAAAGUUUUAAAAGUUGCUACUUUUAAAUGUAGUAAAAUACUAAAAAGUAAAUGUUUUUAAAUGAAGUUACUGUCAUGUUUUGUAAAUUUCAUUAUUUAUCUAAAACUGUUAGAUGAUUUUUGUUUUCAAGCAACUGCAUAGCAACUAAGCAUCAUUCAAUCAUCAAUCUGUAAAUGUGCUUGUUAUAUGCAUGACUAAUGCUGAAGUUUGCUAAUGAAUUAAUCAGAAGUAAAACAUCAUGUAAAUAACCAAUAUUAACCACUAGCUAGAAUUUGACUUGCUGCCUAGCCAGUUUAUUUUAUCUACUGGAAUUGAUGCUAGUCUAACCUGGCCUUAGCAAAGAAAACAGGCUAACUUAGUUAAUAGCCAGUUAAUGUUAGCAAAUUAGUGAAACUUACCUCAACAUGCUUUUUUAAUUAGAUGGCAUUCAUGUCUUCUAGGGAUGCAAAGGAGACACCUCAAUUUAUGUGUCUUUGCUUACUCCAGCAUAUUGAAAUAUUUUACUAAGGUAGGGCAAGGGGAUGUUAAUCCUCAAUUUCUACACUGCAGUCUGGUGGCUUGUCCAUUUUCAGAGGCACACAGAUAGCUAUAGUGUUAACUAUUGUGCAGCAUGAGAAGGUCACUAUGGAUAACUAAUUAGCAAGAUUUUAAAUAGUUUUUUUUUUCUUUUGAUAGUUUUACUUUUUCAUUACUGAAUUCAUUUCAGUCAAGAAAAAAACAAUAAACGCAUAUAGGUCAAACCUAAAAUCUAGUUUGUGAGUGCUAGAAGAAGCUGCUAUAGACAUGAGAUCAGAUAACAGGUCUUGAUAAUUCUAUAGACAAGAGUGGAAUUGUCUUAUUGAGAAGGUGAUACAGCAGCUGUUCCUCAAGGUUAAUGGAAGAAGUGUGCAUUCAGUUUUAAGGUAAAAAAAAACACAAAAAAAAACCCUUGCUGCUAGGAAAUAACAGGCUAGCAAACUUAGGUUUAAAGAACUCUUGUUUUGUAAUUUCACCCUUAAAUUUCUCUGUGACUGUGGGUAUUUAGUGUUGGCAUAAUGGCAGUUGUCUAUUGCCCUUUCCAAAAUAGCCUGUCAUUAUCCUAUUUUGUUAUAUAUUAACGUAGAAAUACACUAAAAUAUCAGAUUAUGUAAUCAAUUUAGUCAAUUUCACAAAUAACAUAUAGCACAAUGUUAUAUGCAAAUAAGCAUUUAAAUAUAUGGUUAUUGUUAUGCUAUUGUCAAGAAUGCUAGUACAACACUUUAUUUCUGUAUAUUAACAAUCCCACCUAUGUGGUUUUUAUAAGGCUACCCCAUCAGAAAGCUGUGAAUCCCCAAAUCCCUGCUCUUAUACCAGUGCAAAGAUGAUGCCAUCAUGGUCUGACUCCACCUUCGAACUAUAAGUAUAAAGAAGGUAGAAUCUGUUUCUCUGCCUCUCCUUCCCUCCCUUCUCAGCUCCGGCCAGUGUCGGGAGCUGGAGAGAUCUAAUAUCACGCUUGGACACGGAGGACCUCAGUGUGCAGAGCUCCAGAGAGACGAUGGCUUCAGCCGGCCUGGAAAUUCUGGGCAUGAUUCUGUCUGUGGCUGGCUGGCUGGGCGCAAUGGUGGCCUGCUGCCUGCCUAUGUGGCGCGUGGCGGCGUAUGUGGGUCAGAACAUUGUGAUCACACAGGUGGUGUGGGAGGGCCUGUGGAUGAGCUGUGUGGUGCAAAGUACAGGCCAAAUGCAUUGCCAGAUCUAUGAUUCCAUGUUAGCGCUGCCCAGUGACCUGCAGGCAGCACGAGCUCUGGUUGUCAUCACUGUGUUCAUUGGCGUGGUGGCCAUGACGCUGGCCGUAGCAGGCGCCAAGUGCACCAACUGUACGUCGGAUGUGUCCAGCAAGCCUCGCAUCAUGCUAGGUGCCGGUGCAGCAUUCGGCAGCGCUGGGCUGUUGUUGCUUUUGGCCGUGUGCUGGUCAGCCUACACCAUUGUCCUUGACUUCCAUGACCCACUGCUGCAGGACACACAGAAGAGGGAGUUGAACACAAUGGCAGCUCUGGGUUUAGAAAUAUUGGGCGUCACAUUGGCCACCCUGGGCUGGAUUGUUGGCAUUGUGUCCUGCGCUUUGCCAAUGUGGAGGGUGACCGCCUUCAUCGGCUCGAACAUUGUGACGGCACAGAUCAUCUGGCAGGGCAUAUGGAUGGACUGUGUGGUGCAGAGCACAGGCCAGAUGCAGUGUAAGGUCUACGACUCCAUGCUGGCAUUGCCCCAAGAUCUACAGGCAGCUCGAGCUCUGUGUGUGAUCGCCAUCAUGCUGGGAGUGCUGGGAGUCUUGGUCUCUGUCUCAGGGGCCAAGUGCACCAACUGCAUAGAGGAUGAGCGCACGAAGGCCAAGGUGAUAAUCGCUGCUGGCGUGACAUUUAUUUGCGCUGCUGUCAUGGAGUUGAUCCCGGUGUCCUGGUCGGCCCACACGAUCAUCAUGGAUUUCUACAACCCGGUGAUAACAGAUUCACAGAAACGAGAGAUUGGAGCGUCUCUCUACCUGGGAUGGGCGGCUGCCGCUUUGCUGCUGACAGGGGGAGCAAUUCUGUGCUGCAGCUGCCCACCACAUCAAGAGAAAAGGUACGGUACAGGGAGCAGGAUGGUCUACUCCACCACGCGAUCUGUUGCACCCAGCACCUACGACAGAAAAGAUUAUGUCUAAGCUAAUGAGAGAGACGAAGAACGAAGAGUUAGAGUCUGAGAUUGUCCUUGGUUUGAUCAGAGCAAGGAAAUUAAGGACUGUUAACUCAGUGACCCAACAGAGAAAAAAAUGUCUCAGUGUGUGUCAAAUUGAGAAAUGCAGUAGGGUUACCUUCAUGACUGACUGAAUCGUCUGGUUCUCUUACUUGUGGUGUUUGAAACUGUUAUGUUUUUGUACAUGUUGGAUGUGUUUUGCAUAUUAACUGAACAUCAUGAUUGCAAUCAUAACUGUAAAAUUAGUUUUCUUUUGAGUAUUCUUAAGUAUUGGUGAGUUAAAUGUGGCUUAUAUUAUAUAUGAAUAUAUAUUUACAUUUGUAUUAGGAAAAUCAACUGUUUGUUGCUCAAACAGCUUUUUUUGUUUUAAAUAAAAAUAAAAAACCUCA